This is a messenger RNA of Hevea brasiliensis (rubber tree), 3788 nucleotides long. Its product is annotated as phospholipase SGR2. Lineage: Eukaryota; Viridiplantae; Streptophyta; Magnoliopsida; Malpighiales; Euphorbiaceae. Gene Ontology annotation, cellular component: cytoplasm. The transcript is spliced from 21 exons. The record is from RefSeq and is a predicted model, not a curated record. The coding region runs from base 497 to 3352 and encodes 951 amino acids. Gene Ontology annotation, molecular function: metal ion binding; glycerophospholipase activity.
UUGUAUUUUUUUUUCAGAUUUUUAUUCUACCUGACAUUCCCAACUAUCAUUCUUGUUCUUCUUUCUGCAUAUCACACAGAUUCUUGUUAUUUAUUUAUUUUCACUUGUCAUUUCCACGUUUAAUAAGGGCAGUUUUUUGGGCCAAAUUAGCAAAUCUCUCGAACUUUUCAAUUUUCUUUCUAUGGGGUUUAACAAUACCAGUUCCAAUUCCUUAUGAGUUAAUUCUUCUGAACUAUUCUGAUUUCAAUUUGUCUUCUUUGCUAAGUAUUGUUUAAUUUACGUGCUUUUGUAGCGUUUUCUGAAAUCCCAUUUUAUAAUUUGUUGGGUAUAAUAAGCUAUACUUUUUAUGGGGUGAAUUUUCACUUGGAAUCUCGCAUUUAGAUGACUUGAAGAAAUCCCAUUUGUUACUUUCUUAAACAAUUUCAAUAUACCAAGCCUCUUUCCUUAAGCCAUUUGAAGGUUACCAUUUUAUUAGUUUGCUUUGGAACCGUUUUAGAUGGCGGAUUCCAAAGCAAAUCCGGAUGUUACAGAAGAGACAUCGCCUGAUUUGCUGAAGAACACGCCGGGGAACAUUGCGAGAUUGGAGGAUGUUAUAGAGCAUAGCAAGGGCCGCCAGAAGUACCUGGCUCAGACUAGGAGUCCCUCUGAUGGAAGCGAUGUUCGGUGGUAUUUCUGCAAGGCACCUUUGGCUGAGAAUGAGUUAGCUGCGUCAAUCCCUCGCACUGAGAUAGUGGGAAAGAGUGACUAUUUCCGUUUUGGUAUGAGAGAUUCUCUUGCAAUAGAGGCGUCUUUCUUGCAGAGAGAGGAAGAGUUACUCUCUAGCUGGUGGAAAGAAUUUGCUGAAUGUACUGAAGGCCCUGGGAGUCGAUUUACAUCAAGAAAUAAGUUGGAUGAGCAAAAAAGUGCAUACUCUAUAGAAAGUGCUCAGGCAGCUCAAUUGUAUGAAGCUGAAGAAGAAAGAGUUGGUGUGCCUGUAAAAGGAGGACUUUAUGAGGUAGAUCUAGUGAAGAGACAUUGUUUUCCUGUUUAUUGGAAUGGAGAAAAUCGGCGUGUGUUAAGGGGUCAUUGGUUUGCUCAUAAGGGGGGCCUUGAUUGGCUGCCUCUUCGUGAAGAUAUUGCAGAACAAUUAGAGAUUGCAUAUCGCCGUCAGGUUUGGCAUAGGAGGACAUUUCAACCGACAGGGCUUUUUGCGGCACGUAUUGAUUUGCAAGGGUCUACUUCAGUGAGUAAUUAUGGACUUCAUGCACUUUUCACAGGAGAAGACGAUACUUGGGAGGCGUGGCUUAAUGUUGAUGCUUCUAGUUUUUCUAGUAUCAUUAGCUUAAGUGGAAAUGGAAUUAAGUUAAGGCGUGGUUAUUCAGCAUCUCACUCAGCAAAACCAACCCAGGAUGAGCUUCGACAGCAGCAGGAAGAAGAAAUGGAUGAUUACUGUUCACAGGUUCCUGUUCGGCAUGUUGUUUUUAUGGUUCAUGGAAUUGGUCAAAGGUUGGAGAAAUCUAAUUUGGUUGAUGAUGUUGGUAGUUUUCGCCAUAUCACAGCCAGUCUUGCUGAAAGACACCUAACUGCACAUCAACGUGGUGCUCAGCGAGUACUUUUCAUACCAUGCCAGUGGAGAAAGGGCUUGAAGCUUAGUGGUGAAACAGCAGUUGAAAAGAUUACUUUGGAUGGUGUACGUGGUUUGCGUGUCACGCUGAGUGCAACAGUACAUGAUGUAUUAUACUACAUGAGCCCCAUCUAUUGUCAGGAUAUUAUUAACUCGGUAUCAAACCAAUUAAACCGGUUAUAUUUGAAGUUUCUUAAGCGAAAUCCUGGUUAUGAUGGAAAGGUUUCUAUCUAUGGUCAUUCUUUGGGAAGUGUCCUCUCGUAUGACAUUCUCUGCCAUCAGGAGAAUCUAUCCUCACCAUUUCCAAUGGAUUGGAUGUACAAGGAACAUGCUAGGAGUGAUCAAUCUUCUCUUGACAUGACCAAUCAAUCCUCUGUAGGUGACUCUUCAACCAAUCUGGAGGGUAACAACCCCAGUGUGCUUAAUGGAGCAAUGGAAAAAGCAAAUCCUGUUCAUGAAGAAAGGACAAAUGAACAAUCUACUUCAGUAUGUCCUGAUGGACAUGCUUCAGAUUUUCCCACUAUCCCAAAUCAACUGGUUGAUGAUUUAGAGGAACUGCCUGCAAUUGCUCUGGACUCUAAGCAAAAAAGUGAGAAAAGUGACGAUGAAUUGGGUAAUGAUUCUAGUGACAUGCUUUCUCAGGAAAGGGAUCAAUUAGUUGAAGCUGCUGGAGUGAAAUGUGAUGAUCACAUUAAUGGUUUUGCGAAAAUGGUAGGAGAAGACUACAAUGGUACUAGCAAUAAGGAUAAAGCAAUUAAAUUGCUAAGGGAAGAGAUUGAUUCCCUUAAGGCUAAAAUUGCCAAAUUGGAAUCACAAUCCAGUGUUAGAGAUAUACGUGGUGGGUUGCCUCAAGAAAAUACAGUGGACAUUGGAACCACAACAAAGCAAUCCAUAUCUGAGAGGCAGCCAUCCAGGAUAGGUGAUGCACCAAAGAGUCAUACACCUUAUAUUAAGUACACAAAGCUUGAAUUCAAGGUUGACACAUUCUUUGCUGUUGGAUCACCUCUUGGUGUCUUCCUUGCGCUUCGUAACAUUCGCAUUGGAAUUGGCAAAGGUCACGAAUAUUGGGAGGAGGAAAAUAUUAAUGAAGAGAUGCCAGCUUGUCGGCAAAUGUUCAACAUUUUUCACCCAUUUGACCCCGUUGCAUAUAGAGUAGAACCACUUGUUUGUAAAGAAUACAUCACUAAACGUCCAGUUAUUAUUCCUUAUCACAGAGGUGGAAAAAGGUUGCAUAUUGGCUUUCUGGGAUUUAAAGAAGACUUAGCUGCUCGUUCUCAGGCAAUGAUGGAUCACCUAAAUUUUGUAAAGGUCAAAGUGCUUACAGCAUGCCAAUCAAGAAGCAUGGAUGGCCUAGAAGAGGGAGAAGAGAAUGUUCAUGAAAAGGAAGAGAGGACUUAUGGCUCUUUAAUGAUGGAGAGAUUAACUGGAAGUGAAGAAGGGCGGAUUGAUCACACACUUCAAGAUAAGACAUUUGAACAUCCAUAUCUACAAGCUAUUGGAUCGCAUACAAACUACUGGAGGGAUUACGAUACUGCUCUGUUCAUUUUGAAACACUUGUAUAAGGAUAUACCAGAAGAUGCCAACUUACUUGAGUUAUCUAGUGGACACAACUCAAAAGAUGAGAGUAGUUCCACAGGGUGGACUGAUCAAAGGGAGACCAAAGAGGAGGAACUUCCUUUGACGUUCUCCAACAGAAUGAUGGUUAAAAACUUCUCGAGGAAAGCCAAAAAGUUUAUGAAGAGAACUUAAGGGCUAACAGGGCUUGGUGCACUCAUUAUACAUUCCAAUGAGGACCAAAUCAUUGUCCAGUUGGAACAAUAUCCAAAUGAAGUUGAUAGACAUGCUAUGGUUGGAAUUAGAAGAAUUAUCAGAAAGGAUAUACACUUUGAAGCAUACGUGGUAGUUGCAAUUUUAGUUAACGAGUAAUUAGUAGUUUCUCAUGCAGCAGUAGGCCUGUUCUUUUGUUUAAUUCCGUAUAUAAAAGGAAAGAUAGGAAGCCAUGAACCAUGUAUUGAACUUACCACAGUGAAAUUUAGGUGGUUUGUGAAUGAUGUACCUGUACUGCAAAAAGAUUUGAAAGCUGUAGCAUGUAGAUAAAACUGUACACUUCAAAGUUGUGUAUUACUGGUUAUAACUAUGGAAAUGGCCAUUUAACCUAGUUAAUAUACACUAUUCUGGGUGAUUA